UCAAGAUGAAUUAGAGGAUGCAUUUGAUGAUCUACAAUUUGAAGACAAGGAGAAAGAUAAUGAACCAAAAGCAAAGCAAAGAAUCAAAAUUAAUAAUCCAGUAAAUACGAUUGGAUUAAUUGAUGCAAUUAAAAGUAAACUUUAUUAUACAAUAAAUGUCUAUUAUGAAGAUUUAGAGCUUGAUGGUCUUGUUGCUUCACUUUUGGAUCCAUAUUGGAAAAAUCUAUCAUUUAUAACUAAAUCAAAAAAAAUUGAAACAAUUAAUGAAUUACGUUGCUAUAUAAAGAAGAAAAUUCCAAAUACCAUAUAA
Messenger RNA from Racocetra persica, 310 nucleotides. NCBI's taxonomy places the organism in Eukaryota, Fungi, Glomeromycota, Glomeromycetes, Diversisporales, Gigasporaceae. The record is from the annotation of a GenBank genome assembly.